AUGGUCUUUGAAGCCGUCGAGCCGGGUAGAGGUUCAUGCCGGAUCUUGGACCAGCAAGGCUUGAGCACUGUCACAUAUGCGCCAAAGGAUGCCUUUGUCUGCCAUCAAGCUGUUUAUGUACAUUUCGCAGACAACUUGCUGAAGGAGGGCCUAUCGAAAUACCCCGGGUCCAGAGAGGCUUUGCGGACAUUCCUGAUGGAUCAGCACUUGAUCAUUCUGAAUGAUGGAACCGUUCGCCAACUUUCCGACCGAUUCGAUCAAGCUAUCUCGAACUGCCGCCUGACCACCGCCAAGCGAACUCGCACACAGCAAGGAUCUCCACUUUCGGGUACAAGUGGCACUUAUCAUACAAGAAGCGCGGUAGUCGCCCGACUAGCAGUCUGUCUCCGGGAGAUUGGGUAUUUGAUUGACCAGGUGCGAGUAUGGGACGGUGAUGGGUCGCAGACUUCGGGCCACAGAACGCUCGUAUUGGUCACCGGAGGUUCCUCCCCGACGGAUAACCUGGCGUUUGAAACGUCUCAAAGCACCGUAGUCGACCUCGUCACUCACUAUCGCCACCCUACUGUCGGUGCGAUGCUCUACAACUCUCUGACCUCUGGCUCUGAGCAUCCGGCGGAACUGUUCCAACAAGACUUCGAGAAGAUCCAGGGCCAUAUCGCGAACCACUUGUCGUUCUCCUGGGCAUACAUGGAUGGAGAAGGCAAGGAAAUCCAGGCGUACGCCUCAUGGCAGCCAUCGGAUACGAAGGGCAAACGAAACCCUAUGGCAGUUCGACUUGCAACAGUGUUUUUCGGCGACACCGGACACGAACUUGCUGAGUACUACGAGAGUAUUGCGAGCGAAAAAUAUCUCAAAGAGGUUCUUGAAUUCACUAAAUCUCGAGGUGAGGUGAAUGAAUUUCCGAAAGACUUCCAGCGGUUCCAAAUAGUGUCAGCAGCCAUCUGCUUGGGAGUCCUCGGGAAAAUAGGCGGUGAUAAAUUUUGGGAUGUGCAACAUUCGGCGAUGCUCGAUCUCUCCUCCAUGGACCAUUUAAAGACCCUCUGCAAGACCGUUUCUGACAUCCUCGCUGGCGGUUGCAAAGUUUCCCGCGUCGUCGCCGUCCUAGCCGCCAUUCAUUGUGCCAUGCAGAUACCCUAUGCAAAGACCAAGGUGGGGAUCGGUGCUGAUGAGGAAUUUGAAAACUCUGUCGUUACAGGCUGGGGAAAAGGGCGCAAUGCCGUGCUGCCCAGUCUGCUGUUCUCACUGUAA
Anthostomella pinea is the source of this 1248-nucleotide messenger RNA. NCBI's taxonomy places the organism in Eukaryota, Fungi, Ascomycota, Sordariomycetes, Xylariales, Xylariaceae. The record is from the annotation of a GenBank genome assembly.